AAAGGUUUGCCUCCCUUUCCGCAAUGCACGGAGAUGGGUCCGCUGUCAGGUUGUAUAUUACUGCAAGUCUGGCCCUUGUCUGAUAUGCCUCUCGGUCGGUAUCAUGUGCGUGUAUUGUUUACCUUUUUUUCCCACUGCGAUUCCCUUUCAAUAUGCCUGGCGGCUUCCAUCCGACGAAGGAGGUCUUUCUGUCAUGGCCGAAGCCGAAUUAUAUCGAUCCUGAAACCAAAGGCAAUCAAUUACUUGUUGUUACUAUAAUAUCCACCAUUUUGGCGAUAGCCUCCGUUCUUGCUCGAGUAUGGGUGCGGGUAGGGUAUCAAAGACAAUUCGGGGCCGACGAUAUUAUGCUGGUCCUAUGCAUAAUUCCUACAGUUGGAAUUGCUGCGCUUUUAAUACUCACUGAGACCAAAUUCCGUUGGUUUAGACACAUCUGGGAUGUGCCACUCGACGAGAUAAGUGGGAGACAAUAUCAUAGUUGGAUUGUUCAGGUUCUCUUUGUUAUUUCCACCACUUUCAGCAAGCUUUCAGCCGUGCUUUUAUACAAACGAGUGAUCGCGGGAGUCUCAAGGCCGGCCUUCCUAUAUAUCAUUAAUGCCGCCAUCGCCGCCCAAACCCUGUAUGGGGUCACCUUCGUCCUUCUGAUGAUUCUCCAGUGUCGACCGAUAAGCUCAUACUGGCUGCAAUUCUCAUAUCCGGAUCCAUACACAGAGAAAUUCUCCUGUCUAUAUGAGGGUUCAGUGCCAUUCAGUAACGCAUGUAUAAGCGUGGUGACGGACUUUUUUGCAGCUAUGCUGCCAAUGUUUCUGUUCCUACAACUACAGAUGCCUAAAAGAGACAAAUACGGUCUUGGGGCAAUCUUCGGCGUUGGAUUCAUUGUUUGCAUUUGUGGUAUUAUAAGAUCGGUUCUCGUGUACCAUAUCUUUUAUCAGUCGUUCGAUGUGACCUGGCUGAGUCAUGACCUCUGGGCCUGGACAUACGUUGAGACCAACCUUCUUGUUAUCUGCAGUGCCAUACCACCUAUGAGAGUAUUAUUCAAGCGACUCGUUGGACACUCAAAAUCACACAGCGCUUCUAAAAUACCGGUUACCAACCCGUUCCAUGGAAGGAGUCCUAGCAAUCAGUCAAACCUAGCCGACACCUCCAGGAACGGGGCUUCCACGGAGGCUAUUGCAUUGCGUGGGAUGGAACCUGGCACAAUCCAGUCUCCUAAGUCUCCUAAGGAUGAGGCGAAGGCUACUCGACAAUUUGACAGAGGUCAUAAGGUACAAAAAUCGGAGCGUUUUAGUAAGGUCUACCUCGACAAAGAGCUACCACCCGUUAAAGAAUAUCGUCCGGAUUGGGCGUGAGGGUUAUGAUAGGGGGUAAUGGCUUAUUGUAGUUAUGAAAGUUAUGUUAAUUAGCCUCGAGGGUAUUGGGGUGUUGUGUUUUCUAUAAUAUCAGGGACACACUUUAUGAAUCAUCAUUCCAACGCCGUUGUAAGGCGCUAUCACUCAAGGAAUACUGCAG
This is a messenger RNA of Pseudogymnoascus verrucosus, 1506 nucleotides long. RefSeq lists its product as uncharacterized. The record is from RefSeq and is a predicted model, not a curated record. Lineage: Eukaryota; Fungi; Ascomycota; Leotiomycetes; Thelebolales; Thelebolaceae. Bases 153 to 1346 code for a protein of 397 amino acids. The transcript is spliced from 7 exons.